Molecule: messenger RNA, 1631 nt
Organism: Jaculus jaculus (lesser Egyptian jerboa)
Lineage: Eukaryota; Metazoa; Chordata; Mammalia; Rodentia; Dipodidae
Gene: Rad51b
Product: RAD51 paralog B
Exons: 11
Coding region: 129-1181 (350 amino acids)
Biological process (GO): double-strand break repair via homologous recombination
Cellular component (GO): Rad51B-Rad51C-Rad51D-XRCC2 complex
Molecular function (GO): ATP-dependent DNA damage sensor activity; ATP binding; DNA binding
Source: RefSeq, a predicted model, not a curated record
GGAAAGCCUUAAGGCAGCUCGGUGCCAGGCUAAGGACCAGACUUUAUCACAGCGCCGCCCCUCACCAUCUUCAGAUCGGAAGGUGGAGGGACUGGCUAGUGGUGUUCCUUGAUUUGUGAUCUGAAGGUAUGAGUGGCAAGAAACUAAGAAGAGUGGGUUUAUCACAAGAGCUCUGUGACCGUUUGAGCAGAUAUCAUAUUGUUACCUGUCAGGAUUUUUUAUGCCUUUCCUCUUUGGAACUUAUGAAAGUGACUGGCCUGAGUUACAGAGGUGUCCAUGAGCUCCUACGGACAGUCAGUAGGGCUUGUGCCCCACAGAUGCAAACGGCUCAUGAGAUAAAGACACAGAGAUCUGCUAAUCUGUCACCAGCCUUCUUGUCUACUACCCUUUCUGCUUUGGAUGAAGCCCUGCAUGGAGGCGUGGCUUGUGGAUCCCUCACAGAGAUUACAGGUCCACCCGGUUGUGGGAAAACUCAGUUUUGUAUAAUGAUGAGUGUUUUGGCUACAUUACCCACCAACAUGGGGGGCUUGGAAGGAGCUGUUGUGUACAUUGACACAGAGUCUGCGUUCACUGCCGAAAGAUUAGUUGAGAUAGCAGAAUCCCGUUUUCCUCAAUAUUUUGACACCGAAGAAAAAUUGCUUUUGGCAACUAGUAAAGUUCAUCUUUACCGGGAACUCACCUGUGAUGAAGUUCUGCAACGGAUUGAAACUUUGGAAGAAGAAAUUAUCUCAAAAGGAAUUAAACUCGUGAUUAUCGACUCUGUUGCUUCGGUGGUCAGGAAGGAGUUUGAUACACAGCUUCAAGGCAACAUUAAAGAAAGAAACAAACUCUUGGCCAAAGAAGCGUCCUUAUUGAAGUACUUGGCUGAGGAAUUUUCAAUCCCAGUUAUCUUGACGAAUCAAAUUACAACCCAUCUGAGCGGAGCCCUCCCUUCUCAAGCAGACCUGGUGUCUCCGGCUGAUGAUUUGUCCCUGUCUGAAGGCACUUCUGGAUCUAGCUGUGUAGUGGCUGCCCUGGGAAACACAUGGAGUCACAGCGUGAACACCCGGCUGAUCCUCCAGUGCCUGGAUUCAGAGAGGAGACAGAUUCUCAUUGCCAAGUCCCCUCUGGCUCCCUACACCUCAUUUGUCUACACCAUAAAGGAGGAGGGCCUGGUUCUUCAAGGCCAACAGAGGCCAUAGGGAUACCAUGACCUUUGUCUAGAGCCAAUCGAGGGGUGUGAUUUAUGAAAUGAAACAGGAGCGUGCUGCUUGGAAGAAGGAAACGGAAGCCAACGUAAUGGGAACUAAUUAGUUGAUUGCUGUUGAGAUGGUAACAGAUUUGCUCCUCGACCACUGAGCCAGUGAUUUCAGACCUCGCCUGGAAGGUGAACAUGAAGAAACCCUUGUUCAAGGGCUGUAGAUGUGGAGGGCUAAGGGCCUUGCCACCAUGGGAUGUCAGCAGCCAUAAUAAUAAUAAUCACUUGCACUUAUAAAGCACCUUUCAACCAUGAACCUCAAAGCGGUUUAACCACAUUCAUUAAUUAAAGCCCACAAUCUCCCUGGGGAGAGGAGGAGGAGGAGGACUAACGAGAUUUGUAAUUACAGGAGGGAACAUUUCCAAAUAAAGUAUUGUCCAUCAAAUAAAAGGAG